Messenger RNA from Coccinella septempunctata (seven-spotted ladybird), 3811 nucleotides. RefSeq names its product helicase SKI2W (gene tst). Gene Ontology annotation, molecular function: RNA binding; RNA helicase activity; ATP binding. Gene Ontology annotation, cellular component: Ski complex. NCBI's taxonomy places the organism in Eukaryota, Metazoa, Arthropoda, Insecta, Coleoptera, Coccinellidae. Bases 123 to 3752 code for a protein of 1209 amino acids. The record is from RefSeq and is a predicted model, not a curated record. Gene Ontology annotation, biological process: nuclear-transcribed mRNA catabolic process, 3'-5' exonucleolytic nonsense-mediated decay. The transcript has 14 exons.
GUGUAAAGAAUAGUAGUUCAGAUGUCCAUGUCAAAUUAUAAAUAUUUACUUUUUGUCAAAAUAACAAAUAUUCGGAAAUAUUGGAAUUUUACUAACAUUACUUUUGUUUUACUAAUUCAAUUAUGUCACCUAAAAGAAGUGAUCUAUCAAUUUUACCUGAUAUUGAAAAGAAACUAGAACAGUUUGCAACAGGCUUAGAGAAUUUUUCAAUUUAUGAAUAUGAAAGAUGCCAAAUUCACUGGGAAAGAGAACAAAACCCCCUCGACUUGUUAUACUUCGAAGGUUCUCCUAUGAGCACAACUUUGAAGGUUCAAAGAGAUCCAUUUACUGGGAAAAUUGUUGAUUUUCAUGAGGUUCCCCUUGAAGCCGUUGGUGCUACACCUAUGAAUUCAAUGUUACUAAAUAGGGCACCAAUACCUUCUUCAAAAGCAGUCAGAGGAAGUUCCUCUUUCAUUCCAUUUUUACCAGGUAGCUUUCUAAAUGAUAGCUUUGAGAUUCCCAAAAGUGAGGAGCUUCCACAUUCAGAGCUGCUAACAGUUCCACCUGGAUUUUCUACUGGAUUAACUUUUGAUAUAGAUGGAAGAACUGUACUCGAAGAAACUAUAGAAGUAGAACCAAGAAAAAUUCCAGAACAGAAACAUAUCAUCAAUUUAGUAGAGUUGGCACAAAAAGAGCAGGAUUCAUUAGGUUCGUGGGGAAACACAGAUGCAAAAUCUAAAGAUGAAAGUGACCACUAUAAUGACCAGAUGCAUUCUGAAGAAGAAGCCAUCAUCCCUAAAGAGCCCCUUGUUCUUGAUAUUAGCAAAGCUCAACCACUACCUCCUGUAAAAGGAACAGAAUGGGCUGUUUUACUUGAUGCAUCAAAACCCAUAACAGAUUUUCAUGAAAAAAUUCCUAAAAUGGCCCGGGAAUAUCCAUUCGAGCUGGAUAACUUCCAGAAAUUAGCAAUUCUACAGGUGGAACAACAUAAUCAUGUAUUUGUUGCUGCUCAUACAUCAGCUGGUAAGACUGUUGUGGCAGAAUAUGCAAUUGCCCUUUCUCAACAGCAUAGGACAAAGACUAUAUAUACAUCACCCAUAAAGGCCUUGUCCAAUCAGAAAUAUCGUGAUUUUAAAAAAGAAUUUGAAGAUGUUGGUUUGAUAACCGGAGAUUUUCAGACAAAUGAAACUGCAAGCUGUCUUAUUAUGACAACAGAAAUUCUCAGAUCCAUGCUCUAUUGUGGAAGUGAUACCACGAGAGAUUUGGAAUAUGUUAUUUUUGAUGAAGUUCAUUAUAUCAAUGAUAGGGAGAGGGGUCAUGUAUGGGAACAGGUCCUUAUUAUGCUUCCUGAAAAUGUUAGCGUUAUCCUGCUGAGUGCAACAGUCCCAAAACCUGAGGAAUUUGCUGAUUGGCUUGGUAGAACUUAUCAAAAAAAGGUUUAUGUAAUCACAACUCCUAAAAGGCCAGUUCCUCUUCACCAUUUCUUGUAUACUGGCACUGAUGGUAAAACAAGAGAUAACAAGUAUGCUAUCUUGAAUGAUGAUCAGUGGUGUAUGGAAGGAUAUGCCUUGGCAAAACUCUCAAUGGCGGAUCAUAAUGAGAAAAGGGCAGGAAACGAGAGGCGACAGUUCACUGAAAAACAGGACAAGACGCUCUGGGUUGCACUAAUUGCACAUCUUCAAAAAGAAAAUUUACUACCAGUUGUGGCGUUCACGUUUUCCAGAUUCAAAUGCGACAGAAAUGCCAUCAAUUUACAUUCGAUUGAUUUGACAACAGCGAAGGAGAAGCGAAAAAUAAGAGGAUUUUAUCAGAAAUGUAUAAGAAAUUUAUCUGAAGCUGAUAGAAAUGUUCCGCAAGUGAUGAUCAUGGACGACAUCCUAAGUAGAGGUAUUGGAGUACAUCACAGUGGUGUUCUUCCAAUCAUCAAGGAGAUAGUUGAGAUGCUCUUCCAAAAAGAGCUCAUCAAGAUCUUAUUUGCCACCGAAACUUUUGCAAUGGGGGUCAACAUGCCUGCAAGAACUGUUAUUUUCGAUUCAAUAACUAAGCAUGAUGGCAAAGAGUGGAGGACACUUGAACCUGCCGAGUACAUACAAAUGGCAGGUCGUGCAGGAAGACGACAGCAUGACAAAGAAGGCACUGUUAUAAUAUUGUGCAAGAACAAUUUACCUGCUGAAACAACCUUGAAAGAUAUGAUGAUGGGUAGGCCCCAAUCUUUGAAGAGUCAGUUUAGACUCACCUAUGGAAUGGUACUUGGCCUUCUUAGAACAGAAAAAUUAUCUGUUGAAGGAAUGAUGUCCCGAAGUUUCCUAGAAGCUGAUCAUCAGAAAAAAAUGGUGGCAUGGAAACAAAAGUUGGCAGAUGUGGAGAAAGAAAUCAACGAUUUAUGCAAGGAUGAAUUAAACAACCACCUGCAACCUCUUGUGGCGUAUUUCGAUAGUGCCAAUGCUUAUUUGAAGCAACAUAAACUAAUUAUGUCUACUGUUAUGUGCCAUUCCAAAGUUCAGAAAGUUAUGACACCUGGCAGAGUCUUACUGAUCUGCUGGAAAAAUCACAUUAAUAAACUUGCGAUACUGCUCUCUGUAGCUCGGGGAAAUCAGCAAUACAAGGUCUUAAUUCUCAGUGAAAAAGAUUUGGAAAAAUGUAAACUCGAUGAAAAGACUCUAUUGUGGUACAAAAUGAUCUCUUUAGCGUCAAUGAAAAUCUACUGUCCCACUGGAAAUGUUGACCAUGAACUGAUCGAUAUAGAACCAUCUGAUAUUUUGGAGAUAACCGGCAAGGUGAUCAAAACAACCCCUGAAUUGAUAAUCAGUGAUUGGAAUAAAAGAAUGCAACCAAGGUUCAGGAAUGACCCUCCUGGUCAGACAGUUUCGAAAGCGACGCAAGAACUUCAUAAACUGACUUUAUCUGCCAACAAUUCUGAUGUGGGAAUUCUUCAAUAUUCGCACUUUUUACGUGAUCUCCACGUAAGAGAUAGCGAGCUCUAUCUGAAUCUAGAAGAAAUGUAUCUUCUGAAAGAAAAAGUUCACGACACCUUAUUCAGUACCCAAAUUCCAAACUUUGUAGAGCAUUUUUCAAUUGUAUUCUCCAAGAAAUAUCUUGAGGAGGAAAGAGAUACUCUGAAAUUUUUGUUGUCAAAAUCGAGUUUGGCCUUGUAUCCCGAUUAUCAAAGUCGAAUAAAGUUACUGAAACAUUUCGAAUAUGUUGAUAAUGAUAAUAUUGUUAAAAUGAAAGGCAAGGUUGCGUGUCAGAUGGGGAUGAAUGAAUUGCUCAUAACUGAACUCAUAACCCGCAACGUAUUGGGCGAUUUGAAACCAGCACAGGUUGCCGCACUUCUCUCGACCAUGGUCUUUCAAGUGAGGUCCAGAAAUAAGGAAGAAGUAGACGAUAUCUUGAAAGGACUAGAACCGCCGCUACAGAAGGCAAUUGCUCAUUUGAAAAAAAUUCAUGAAGAGAUUUUGAGCAAGGAAGAAGAAUUACAAAUCAGGAGUGUUGAUAUCCAAGAAGAACUCAAUUUUGGAGUUGUAGAUAUAGUACACGAGUGGGCUUCAAAAAAGUCGUUUGCUGAAAUAAUGCAACAUACGGAAUAUCAGGAAGGGAUUAUUGUGAGAUGUAUACAACAAUUAAAUGAUACUAUUUGUGAUGUCCGUGAUGCAGCCAAAACCAUAGGCAAUAUUGCUCUGAGAAAAAAAAUGGAGGAGGCUUCCAAUGCUAUCAAGAGAGACAUUGUUUUUGCUGCAAGUUUGUAUACACAGGCAGAAGCAAAUUAUGUUUGAUGUGAUUUCCUACAAAUUGUGAUAAUUUUAAAAGACAAAUAAAUGAAUUUAUAAUAAAA